Molecule: messenger RNA, 1705 nt
Organism: Nematostella vectensis (starlet sea anemone)
Lineage: Eukaryota; Metazoa; Cnidaria; Anthozoa; Actiniaria; Edwardsiidae
Product: proline hydroxylase buaE
Exons: 7
Coding region: 508-1470 (320 amino acids)
Molecular function (GO): dioxygenase activity
Source: RefSeq, a predicted model, not a curated record
AUAGGGGGAUAAGUGAUAGGGAUGCUCAUCGGAAAAUUCUAAAAAUACCCCUAAAAAAUACUUGCACGACCAAAAAUUGCUACCCUAAACAAUACCUCACGAGCCUUAAAAAUACCAUUUCUAAGAGGAAAACCUUUUUUCUUCUCGGAUACCCCAUAAAAAAUUACUGAUUUUGACCCCUAAAAAUACGAGGAGCAUCACUUUCAAGUUGACAUGGGAAGCACCCCCAUCCACAAACACUUCAUUAAUCGAAUUUGCACAUUUUGUCUCGUGCAUUGGCAAAAGAUAGUGGAAAAUAAAACGGAGAAAGUAGACAAAAGGAUAGAGUUACUAAUACGGUGUUUAACAACACGUAGUAAGUCAUAUGGUGAACAUAUUUGUGGGGUUCCUGUGGUGAUCUCGAGCGAUUCGUCAUGCAUGAAAAGUUUGUUGAUUCGAGUCACGAAAACAAACCUCCUUCACACCCCUUCGCUUGAGAAACGACGAGUUGAAACCUAAUUGCGUAGUAUGGAGAGUAUUUGUGGGAUCCCUGUUGUAGAUGUCGGCGCUUUACACGUGGUACACCAGUCAACACUUGAUGGUGGAAGUGACGAGAUACAAGAAUUAGCGACAAAUAUAUACCACGGGUUAAGUACGGUUGGAUUUGUGUACCUGAAGAACCACGGUAUUCCACAGAACCAGAUUGAUACUGCUUUAAAUGUCAUGGAUGAAUUCUUUACCUUGGACCAGGGCACCAAGGCGAAGUAUUCCAAGACUGACGUGAUGGCUCUGAAUGGAUGGGACAGGAUGGAGGCACAAAAACUUGCAAACUUGGAUGACCCCAAGGUACCUGGUGACUUGAGGGAGUCAUAUGAUGUUGUUCAUCUACAUGGGGCAUGGCCAGAUGAGCACGCCCCGCAAUUAAAGCCUGUCUUUCAGUCGUUGUUCUCAAGCUUGGAAGCACUUAGCAGACAAGUGCUGUCUGUUAUGGCCAUUGGGCUUGGUAUGGAUCAAAGAAUUUUUAGUGAGUUCUUCGAGCACAUGGGUGAGCUAGAAGGAGGAACGGUAAUACGCCUCAACUAUUACCCUGCCCUUGACCAAGAAACAAUAAUCAAGCCAAGUCAGAUGCGAUGUGGUGCCCACACAGACUUUGGUGCUAUAACACUUCUCAUACAAGAUGACAUAGGAGGACUUGAGGUCCAAACGCGGGAUGGGAGUUAUGUACAAGCCACACCCAUCAAGGGAACCAUUAUUGUGAACAUUGGCGACCUGAUGCAACGAUGGACCUCAGACAGACUCAAGUCAAACUUUCAUCGUGUUCAUGUCCCUGAAGAGCCCCAGCGUAAAGUAGCGCGUAAGUCGGUCGUAUUUUUCUGCAUACCGGACAAAAAAGCACUGAUUAAGUGUUUGGAUGGUUCGGACAAGUACCCUCCUAUUAAGUCCGGGGAGUAUAUUGCUGAUCUUGCCCUUAAAAGCUAUGGUAUAAAGUGACCGGACAUCGGACAUAAUGCUUUAGUUAUAACAUGGUGCUUUAGUUAUAAUAAAUACUUUUUAAGAAUUGUAGUGUUUUGGCUAAAUUAUCAAAAUUAGAGAAAUAGGAGGCUUGUGCAAGAACAAAAAUCUAUGCCGCAAAUUAAUAAACCAAAUGUUGAAAAUAAGCAUUUAGAAAUCUGUUCCAGUAAAAAGUCAAACAACAAGUUUUAAAUAAAGUUAGGGUUCAACUCGG